Messenger RNA from Thyridium curvatum, 1047 nucleotides. RefSeq lists its product as uncharacterized. The transcript has 3 exons. The record is from RefSeq and is a predicted model, not a curated record. The coding region runs from base 1 to 1047 and encodes 348 amino acids. Lineage: Eukaryota; Fungi; Ascomycota; Sordariomycetes; Thyridiales; Thyridiaceae. Gene Ontology annotation, molecular function: oxidoreductase activity.
AUGGCCGGUGUUCUGUAUAUCGACACAUCCUUCACGAAGGUGACCGUGAAGCCGGUCCACCCGACCUUCGGGUGUGAGGUUCAGGUCCCUGACUGGGACAACAUGGACGACGAGACUGUCCAAGAGAUCAGCAGGGCGGCAAACAAGUAUGGCUUCGUGAUCUUUCGAAACACUGGCCUCAGCGACAAGGCCCACGUCGACUUCUCCUGGAGGCUAGGCGCGCUCGACAAUGUGAGCCGCUUCAUCACUGGCGACCGCAAGCUGCGGUACGAGUACAUGGAGCUCUUUGACGCCGGCAACAUCGCCGACGACGGCACCCUGCUCGAUCCCGACAGCUCUCGUGCCCACACCAACAAGGGCAACCAACUCUUCCACACCGACUCGAGCUACAACUUCCGACGCGCGAGCUACUCCCUGCUGCGCGCCGUCGAGCUCCCGCCCAAGGGCACCGGCGGCGAGACCGAGUUCGCCGACACGCGCACCGCCUUCGUCGACCUGCCCGAGGACCUGAAGCGCGACCUGGUCAAGAACAACUACGUCGGCUGCCACACGCUCGCGCACUCGCGCAAGAACGGCUCCCCGGAGUACUUCAAGAACCUCGACCCGAGCAAGUUCCCCAUGGCGCGCCACCGCCUCGUCCAGAUCCACGAGGGCAGCGGCCGCGCCAACCUCUACAUCGGCGCGCACCUGCACCACGUCGAGGGCCUGCCCGACGCCGACUCGGCCGCCCUGCGCGACCUGCUCAACCGCCACGCCACCCAGCCCAAGUACCUCUACACCUUCCACUGGGAGCAGCCCGGCGACAUGGUCAUGUGGGACAACCGGGCGCUGCUGCACCGCGCCGCGGGCGGGUCCUUCGCCGGCAAGCACCGCCGCGACCUGCGCCGGACGACGGUGCACGACGACAGCGCCCACGCGUGGGGGCUCAACGACACCGACGGCGUCACCGCCGUCGGCUACCAGCUCACCGCCAAGACGCUCGACUCGGCCGAGAUCACGCCUGCCGCCAAGGCGGCGGCUACCGUCGCCGUUGCUGCCGUGUCAUGA